GUUCAAUCAUCUUCAUCCUUUGUGUCAAAUCGUUUUGUUGUCAUAGUUCAUUUAUUCUCUUCAUUCACAUUCACUUGUUCUUUCUCUGUCAAAAUGGCUGCCGCAACGGAGGCGAGACGCGAACCUAUUCAGGCCGUGCAGGUAUUCGGUCGCAAGAAAACUGCCACAGCAGUAGCAUACUGCAAGCGUGGUCAUGGUGUUCUCCGGGUGAACGGUCGUCCCCUGGAGCUGGUGGAGCCCCGUCUUCUCCAGUACAAACUUCAAGAGCCAAUCUUACUACUCGGCAAGGAAAAAUUCUCCGGCGUUGACAUCAGAGUGACUGUCAAGGGUGGUGGCCACGUUGCGCAGGUGUACGCAAUCAGGCAGGCAAUUUCAAAGGCCCUCAUUGCCUUUUAUCAGAAAUAUGUAGAUGAGGCGUCAAAGAAGGAAAUCAAGGACAUCCUCGUCCAAUAUGACAGGAGUUUGCUGGUGGCCGACCCUCGCCGCUGCGAGCCCAAGAAGUUCGGCGGACCCGGGGCCCGCGCCAGAUACCAGAAAUCCUACCGUUAAUACAUUUGUAUGCCACGUCCAGUGGUCUUGCAUUGGUAUAUUGUCUGUCAGUGCAAUAGCAUUGGGGGUUUAAUAAAGUAAGAAAAUUUAAA
Amyelois transitella is the source of this 641-nucleotide messenger RNA. It is a transcript of the gene RpS16, whose product is annotated as small ribosomal subunit protein uS9. Bases 94 to 549 code for a protein of 151 amino acids. Gene Ontology annotation, biological process: translation; maturation of SSU-rRNA from tricistronic rRNA transcript (SSU-rRNA, 5.8S rRNA, LSU-rRNA). Lineage: Eukaryota; Metazoa; Arthropoda; Insecta; Lepidoptera; Pyralidae. The transcript is spliced from 5 exons. The record is from RefSeq and is a predicted model, not a curated record. Gene Ontology annotation, cellular component: cytosolic small ribosomal subunit; ribosome. Gene Ontology annotation, molecular function: structural constituent of ribosome; RNA binding.